GUCUUUAUGCGAAACAUGAUAUAAUAAAGAUAAUGUCGGCACACAUCUCAGUGACCUGAUGCCACGGAUCCACCAACCACAGCCACUGCUAGAAUUGUGCCGGAAGCUUACCAGCCAACUAACCAAGCCGUGCCUAGGUGUGGUGGGUGGUCAGUAUCGCAACGGUGUGUGCCCGAAGCGCAAGCGUUCUCCGUGAGUUUUGGCUCCGUGAAACCACGUAGUGGCCGUCGAAACAUGUUUUUGGAAUUUCUAUCACGCCGAUACUGGAAACAAUUCGCUGCCAUCGCGGCUGCGAUCUGAGGAAAGCGUAAACAAUGCAGGUUUGCAGUCGCAAUGGAGCAGGAGCAGCAAGGUCCGCCCGAACGAGCGAGUAUUUGGGCACGGAAAAACCUUAACCAGGUGCUGGCAGUGAUCCGAAUUCACAUCAUCACCGCCAGCUAUGGAGUGACUGUUGGAUGGCCUGCACCGAUUAUCCCACUACUGCGUUCUCCGGAGACUCCGCUACCGAGUGGACCGGUGACGGUGGAUGAAGCAUCAUGGAUUGGUUCGACACUGUGCAUAGGUGGCACAAUCGGAACGAUUCUGUUUGCCAUCAUUCAUACGUAUUUCGGGAAGAAGAUAGCACUCCUACUUACCUCCGUACCACACAUCAUCCUGUGGACGUUGAUCCUCGUCGGGGACAACGUGUGGUACAUCUAUGGGGCACGCUUUUGCAGUGGACUGACCGGAGGUGGUGUGGUCAGUGUUGUUCCGCUUUACAUCGCCGACAUUGCGGAUAAGAAGAUUCGCGGCACUUUGGGAUCGCUCACGAUUAUUUUCAUCAACAUUGGACUGGUGUUCAUCUACGCAGCCGGAAACUAUCUCCCUUACGAUCUCAUUCCAAAGAUUAUGCUCGUGUCUCCGGUAGCGUUCAUUGUGCUGGUGAGCUUCCUACCCGAAACCCCCUACUGCUUGCUAAAGAAGGGGCGUCCACUCGAGGCGGAACGAUCGCUCAUGUUCUACCGUAACAUCUCCGACCAGCAAUAUCAAACGGCUGAGUUUACGACGGAGUUUGACGAGCUGAAAAGCUUCGUCCACACGCAAUCGACUCAGUCGCGAAUCUGUUGGGCGGAUUUUACUACACCGGAAGCAAAGCGAGGACUCUUUAUUGGCGUGUUUGUGAUGGCCCUAAACCAGUUUAGUGGCAUCUUUGCUAUCCUUACGUACGCUGGUACAAUCCUUCAGAUGUCCGGUACUGGCAUUGAUCCUAAUGUGGCACUUGUGCUUGUUGCCAUCCUUAAUAUCUGCGGCAAUCUUACUUCAUUUGCCAUCAUCGAUCGUGCUGGUCGGAAAAUAAUGCUACUCCUCUCUGCCACCGGUGUCGGUUUGGCAUUGGCCGUACUUGGUGCUCACUCGUAUCUGCUCACGAUCGGCUACGAUCUGCAGGGUGCCGAAUGGUUGCCCGUGUUGGCACUGGCGCUUACGCUGUUCCUGGGCGCUAUUGGCAUAACGAAUAUCCCUUUCUUCAUCGUCCCCGAAGUGAUGCCACCGAAGCUUCGUAGCAUCGGAAGUACUAUCAGCGGGACACUGCUUUGCAUGUUUGCGUUCGUCACCGUGAAGCUUUACCCGAUCAUGAUGGUGAACAUCCAUAUCUACGGGACUGUGUGGAUAUCGUCAGGAGUCUGUGCGGUCGCUGUAGUAAUUAUCAUCUUCCUGAUACCGGAAACAAAGGGCAAAAACUUGAACGUACAAUGUGAUAGUAAAAAGAGUCUACGUCAUAGGAUAAAACAAAAAUCGUCCAUUAUCUUUAAUGUCAGCCCACUGCUAGGCAACUGCAGAAACAGCCGGUGGCCAUUCCCACUGCAACACGCGACUAGUGUGACAUUGUUUACUAUUUGGACGUGGUGGAACGUCCACACGCCAGCCUUUAUGCGGAUUGAUUUACGCUUAUCAAACAAUGCCAUCAACAGCAUCUGUUCUCUCACCAGGGGUAGAAAAUUCGCCCAGAAGACGAUCACUAUAGAAAAGAUGUUAAAGCACUGUAUGGUACAUUCGAAUUGCCAAGGUGCUUCCAGAUGUAAGGCCAUUCGCUUCAAGGCAACGAAACCAUCAGGAUCGGACGAACGCGCAACGACGAUGGCUUCUACCAGAGGUGUUAGAAAUCAAAUCUUCGCUACCGGUGUUAUGAACCUCAUCAACCUAUCGCAUGGCGCGGCGUUAGGAUGGGUAUCACCGUACUUGCCUAUUUUGAUGUCCCCGGAUCAAAAUCUUCUCUCGACCGGACCUGUGACGGUUGAGCAAGGAUCGUGGAUAGGAUCGAUCCUCUGCCUUGGUGCACUCUUUGGAGCAUUUGUGUACGGAUACUUGGUGGAAAAGUUCGGCAUUAAGCGGACUCUGCAAACACUAGUUAUUCCACACUCUGCUUUUUGGAUUAUCACCUAUCUUGCCACUUCCGUCCAUCAACUGUACCUUGCCCGCUUUCUCGCUGGUCUUUCCGGUGGUGGAAUAAUCGUAGUCUUUCCUCUGUUUAUUGCUGAUAUCUCGGAUAAAAAAAUCCGAGGUAUUCUAGGCUCCUUCCUAGCACUGACCAGCAAUGGUGGAUUCCUGCUCAUGUACGUCAUUGGUGACGUGCUGUCCUAUCAUACCGUCGCCCUUACCAUGCUCGCGCUUCCCUUGCUCUUCACUGUGCUGAUGUGCUUUGUUCCAGACACUCCACAAACAUGUCUAAAGAAGGGUAGAACCGCUGAAGCCGAACGUUCGUUUAUGUUUUAUCGUGCCAUUCGAACACAGGCCGAAAAGACAAGUGCCUUGCGGCAGGAGUUUAUCAAUAUGGAAAAGUUUAUCAAGCAUAACUCAGGCCAGAACUCUCGAGUAACGUUGGCGGAUUUUAAGUCUCGCGAAGCAAAGCUGGGCAUCUUUAUCGGUGUAUUUCUAAUGUUCAUCAAUCAAUUCUGUGGUAUCUUUGCGAUCCUCACAUACGCUGCCACGAUCUUUGCGGGCGUCGGCUCCACACUGAGUCCCAACACAUCCGCCAUCAUCAUGGGUACGAUCCAAAUUGUUGGAACGCUCUCGUCGUUCGUGUUUGUUGAUCUGGCCGGCCGGAAAGUCUUGCUGAUCAUUUCCACCUUCGGCACAGGGCUUGGGCUUUUCGUCCUAGCAGUGUUUAACUGGCUCACUGUGAAUAUGUCGACUCACUGGAUAAAGGAUUACAGUUGGUUCCCCAUCGUGAGCCUUUCCGCCACGGUGUAUCUCUUUUCCAUUGGAUUGUGUAGCAUUCCUUUCUUCGUCUUACCAGAAUUAUUACCCCUAAAGAUAUGCAAUGCCGGAAACACAUUAAGCAUGGUUUCGAUCACAAUAUUUGCGUUCAUCAGUCUUAAGAUAUUUCCUAUCAUGGUAGAGGUCAUCUACAUCUACGGUGUACUAGGGCUAUACGCAGGGAUAUCUUUCGCUGGCGUGGCUAUAAUUACAUUCAUUGUUCCGGAGACCAAGGGAAAAAGUCUCAUAUCACCUCAAAGCGUGUGAAGUGGAAUGGGUCUCAAGAUUGUUUGUGAUAACUAAAUUCCAGAAUAAGUCGCUGGAAAGCAUCUCUCGAGAAAACAAAUAAAUAAAAUAGGUGAUACACACAUACCAUGAUCUAUAAUUCAU
This is a messenger RNA of Anopheles merus, 3624 nucleotides long. RefSeq lists its product as uncharacterized. Gene Ontology annotation, cellular component: membrane. NCBI's taxonomy places the organism in Eukaryota, Metazoa, Arthropoda, Insecta, Diptera, Culicidae. Gene Ontology annotation, molecular function: sugar transmembrane transporter activity. The transcript is spliced from 13 exons. Gene Ontology annotation, biological process: transmembrane transport; carbohydrate transport. The record is from RefSeq and is a predicted model, not a curated record. The coding region runs from base 334 to 3501 and encodes 1055 amino acids.